This is a messenger RNA of Sarcophilus harrisii (Tasmanian devil), 2144 nucleotides long. RefSeq names its product atypical chemokine receptor 2 (gene ACKR2). Bases 278 to 1393 code for a protein of 371 amino acids. Gene Ontology annotation, molecular function: C-C chemokine receptor activity. The record is from RefSeq and is a predicted model, not a curated record. Gene Ontology annotation, biological process: G protein-coupled receptor signaling pathway; chemotaxis; immune response. The transcript has 2 exons. Gene Ontology annotation, cellular component: membrane. NCBI's taxonomy places the organism in Eukaryota, Metazoa, Chordata, Mammalia, Dasyuromorphia, Dasyuridae.
CAAGCAGGAGGGAAAUUUAUGUUUUCCUAUUCUGAAACAGGAUAUGGACUGACUAACCAUUCCAGUGCUAUUCCCCACCAGGACAGAAAAUACUACAGUGGUAUCCCUCUACCCACCUCACUUCCCUCUAGACAAGAGGAUCUAAGAAGAGGAGUUCCUGAGGAAGGCACAGAGGGUCUGAUCCAGCCAGAGGAGGUUUGGCCCAAGCACUGCCAGUCAGUUCAAGACCAAGGGAGGAAGCUUUCUCCACCAACCAGAGAAUCGCUUACUUUCCCAUAUGGCAGCCACCUCUCCUCCUGCCUCAGCUACCUCGACUUACCUUGGAAACACCAGCAUCUAUGACUACAACUACCUUGACAAUUUCCUGCAUACAGUCUGUAGGAAGGAAGCCAUCUUGUCCUUUGGUCAAGUAUUCCUGCCUACUUUCUAUUCCCUGGUGUUUAUCCUGGGACUGGGGGGAAACCUUUUCUUCCUCACUGUCUUCCUCUACCCUGCGCAUAGAAGACAGGUAACCGAAGUAUACCUGCUGAACCUGGUUGUUUCUAACCUCCUCUUUGUGCUGACCUUGCCUUUCUGGGGAAUCUCUGCAGCCUGGCAUUGGGUCUUUGGGGAAGCCCUCUGUAAAACCAUCUGUACCCUUUACACUGCCAGCUUCUAUAGCAGCAUCUUCUUUCUUGGCUGCAUGAGUCUGGAUAAAUAUCUGGAUAUUGUCCAUGCUCAGACCCACCAUCACCUGUGGACCCCAGCGAAGAGUUGGCUCCUUUCAAGUGGGGUAUGGACAGUGGCCCUGCUGCUUUCAAUCCCUGACCUGGUCUUUGCUCAAGUACAAGAAGGUUCUGAUGCUAUGUUGAGUUGUCACCUGGAUUUUGGAUAUAAUGGACCUGUCUGGAAGGUGCUUCUUCGUUUUAAGCAGAGCAUUCUGGGAUUCAUCCUCCCGCUUUUUGCCAUGAUCUUUUUCUACACCCGAAUAGGGUGCAUCCUCACAGUCCUAAGACCUCGGGGCAGGGGUCGAGCCCUGUGGGCAGCUGCAGCACUAGUGAUGGUCUUUUUUACACUGUGGUGUCCCUACAACAUCACCCUGUUGCUGCACUCACUGCAAGACUUACAGGUCCUCCAGGGCUGUGAGGUCAGCAAGCGUCUGGACUAUGCCCUUAAGGUGACAGAAAGCAUUGCUUUCACUCACUGUUGCCUUUCCCCUUUCCUCUAUCUCUUUGUCCACCAUCGGCUCAGGAAGCAUCUCAAAAAGGUUCUAGAAGCCAUCUUCAAAAGAUCCCGGGAAUCCUCUACUUCCCAUGCCUCUCAGAACAGUUAUUCCCAUAGUUAUUCCACAGCCGAGGAAGAAAUGACUAGCACUGACAAUCGGGAAGAAAGCUUACAGGAUCAUGGAAUUUAGAGCAAGAAGAGACCUUAGAGUUCUUUUUAGUUCAAUCUACUCAUUUCACAUGUGAGGGAACUAGGAGGUGGUAUAUGUGACUUGGCUAGGGUCACCAGAAAGUAAGUAGCAGACCUGUAUUUAGAACCCAAGUCUCACUAGAGAGAACUCCUUCACAACUUUCAGCAAAUAUCCUGUUGGCCUCUUGUAGACAAAAUGAUCAACCUAAAAAUCAGGAAAGCUAGAUUGGAAUCCCAGGCUUGUCGCUUAAUUGUGUUACAAUUGCAUGGUGCUUGGUGAAGUAGUUCCCAAAUUCUUUACAUAUAAGAACCCUUUGUUAAAAACAGAAAAAUAAAAAGAAACCUUUAUAUAAAAAUGGAUGUAUUAAGCCAUACUCCAAUUGAUAAAUUAUCAAAGGAUAUGAACAGACAAUUUUCAAAUGAAAAAACUAAAACCAUUUGUAGUCACAUGAAAAAACGUGCCAAGUCAUUUUUGAUCCCAGAAAUGCAAAUUAAGACAAUUGUGAGGUCAUACUAUAUACCUCUGAGACCAGCUAAGAUGACAGGAAAAGAUAAUGAUAACUAUUGUAGGGGAUGUGGAAAAACUGGGGCACUAACACAUUGUUGCUGGAAUUGUGAACUGAUCCAACCAUUCGGGAGAGCAAUCUGGAGCAAUGUUAAAAGGAUCAUCAAAUUGUGCAAGGGUCUGUAUCCCAAAGAGAUCUUAAGGGAGGGAAAAGUAUCCAUAUGUGCAAAAAUGUUUGUAGCAGCUC